UGAAAAGUUAAAUAGUAACCCCGGCGUUGAAUAUAAUUAAGAUAGAGAUGACUGCUGUGGGAAUCAAUGGAUUCGGAAGAAUUGGACGUAUGUGUUUGAGGGCCUGUCUCGAAAAGAAUUUACAAGUGAGCCACAUCAACGAUCCUUACAUUGCAGCAGAUUACAUGGUGUAUUUGUUCAAGUACGACUCUACCCACGGAUCACUGCCGGAUAAAAUUUUUUGCGAAGAUAACUCCCUGGUGAUAAGAGGUAGGAAAAUAUCCACCUCGCAAGAAAAGGAUCCCGCUAAAAUUGGCUGGGACGAAGUGGGGGUGAAAUACGUGAUAGAAGCUACCGGCGUCUUCACCACUCUCGAAAAAGCAAGCCGGCACGUGGACGGGGGUGCAAAACGGGUCGUGAUCACCGCGCCAUCUGUCGACGCUCCGAUGCACGUCUACGGCGUGAAUCACCGCUGUUACGACCCCACAGUCGGAAAUGUCGUUUCCACAGCCUCCUGUACUACCAACUGCGUGGCGCCAAUCGUCAAAGUUAUGAAUGACAAUUUUGAAAUAAUCGAAGCCAUGAUUACGAGCAUUCACGCAGUGACGGCUUCCCAGAAAACUUUAGAUGGUCCUACGGGAAAGCUUUGGAGAGACGGCCGGGGGUGUUGUCAGAACAUCAUCCCCACGUCUACCGGUGCUGCGAAGUCCUUGGCCAAGGUCAUUCCGGAACUUAAGGACAAAAUAUCCGCAAUCGCUUUCCGCGUACCUGUGCCUAAUGUUUCCGUAUGUGACAUCACUUUUCGAGUUUCGAAACCGACGACUUACGACGAGGUCAAAAGAGCUAUGAAGCACGCGUCUGAAGGUGAAUUCAAGGGUAUAAUGGCGUACACCGAGGACGAUUGCGUCUCUUCAGACUUCAAUCAUACGACGUACUCGUGUACGUUCGAUGCCAAGGCGGGUAUCCCGCAAACGAGUACCUUCAUAAAGGUGGUCGCAUGGUACGACAACGAAUACGGUUAUGCCCAUCGUGUCGUCGAUAUGAUUGCUUUCAUGCAGGAUACCGACCAGGGAUAACGGUGCUAUAAUGAUGUCGAGAAGACGUGCGAUUUUUUAAUAUUUAUACCCCAUAAUAUGCAAUUUAAUGUAUGCCAUAUUAGUUGUGUAACAUUAUUGUUUCUUUCAUCAAAUUUUCGUUCGUAUUUUCAUUAUUGCAAAAAUAAUAAACUCGACACGUGAAAAAA
This is a messenger RNA of Neodiprion virginianus, 1222 nucleotides long. RefSeq names its product glyceraldehyde-3-phosphate dehydrogenase-like. The transcript has 7 exons. The record is from RefSeq and is a predicted model, not a curated record. Gene Ontology annotation, biological process: glucose metabolic process. Gene Ontology annotation, molecular function: NADP binding; NAD binding; oxidoreductase activity, acting on the aldehyde or oxo group of donors, NAD or NADP as acceptor. Bases 48 to 1055 code for a protein of 335 amino acids. Lineage: Eukaryota; Metazoa; Arthropoda; Insecta; Hymenoptera; Diprionidae.